Messenger RNA from Etheostoma cragini (Arkansas darter), 2254 nucleotides. RefSeq names its product tropomyosin alpha-1 chain-like. The coding region runs from base 155 to 1027 and encodes 290 amino acids. Lineage: Eukaryota; Metazoa; Chordata; Actinopteri; Perciformes; Percidae. The transcript is spliced from 10 exons. Gene Ontology annotation, biological process: actin filament organization; cardiac muscle contraction. Gene Ontology annotation, cellular component: actin filament. The record is from RefSeq and is a predicted model, not a curated record. Gene Ontology annotation, molecular function: actin filament binding.
AACAUUAUUAGGUAUCCAGUAGCUGACUGGUCGAACUACAUAUAUUGACUCACUACAACCCAGGCGAGCUCGCACUCCAGCUUCAGUGUGGUUUAGACGCUCCUUUCAGUUUGUUUGGUUUUUGGUUGGCGCAGACCCCCAUCAAUUAGCAGCAAUGGAUGCCAUCAAGAAGAAGAUGCAGAUGCUCAAGCUUGACAAGGAGAAUGCCAUGGACAGAGCUGAGCAGGCCGAGUCAGACAAGAAAACAGCUGAGGACAGGAGCAAACAGCUUGAGGAUGACCUGGUAGCACUGCAGAAGAAGCUGAAAUCAACUGAGGAUGAGUUGGACAAGUACUCUGAAGCCCUGAAGGAUGCCCAGGAGAAACUGGAGCUCGCUGAGAAGAAAGCCACAGAUGCCGAGGGUGAUGUAGCUUCCCUAAACAGGCGUAUCCAGCUGGUUGAGGAGGAGUUGGACCGUGCUCAGGAGCGUCUGUCCACAGCGCUGACCAAGCUGGAGGAGGCUGAGAAGGCUGCUGAUGAGAGCGAGAGAGGCAUGAAGGUUAUUGAGAACAGGGCGAUGAAGGACGAGGAGAAGAUGGAGCUGCAAGAGAUCCAGCUGAAGGAGGCCAAACACAUUGCAGAGGAGGCUGACCGCAAAUACGAGGAGGUGGCCCGUAAGCUGGUGAUCAUUGAGAGUGACUUGGAGCGUACAGAGGAGCGUGCUGAGCUGUCUGAGAGCAAAUGCUCUGAGCUUGAGGAGGAGCUGAAAACCGUGCAGAACAACCUGAAGUCUCUGGAGGCCCAGGCAGAGAAGUACUCUCAGAAGGAGGACAAGUACGAGGAGGAGAUCAAGGUUCUUUCAGACAAGUUGAAGGAGGCUGAGACUCGUGCUGAGUUCGCUGAAAGAUCGGUCGCCAAACUUGAGAAGACCAUCGAUGACCUAGAGGAUGAGCUGUAUGCCCAGAAACUGAAGUACAAGGCCAUCAGCGAGGAGCUGGACCACGCCCUCAACGACAUGACCUCCAUACCAUCUAUACAAGCAGCUUGAGAAAAAUCGCCUUCUGACCAAUGAACUGAGAGUAGCCUUAAACGAGGCUUAAACUGGAAUGGGCUCUCGUAUGCUUUCAUUCUUCUGAAUCUCAAACGUCGAGGCAUAUUGUCUAAUGCUGUGGUAUAUAAAGGGUAUAGACAACUGUGUCUGACGCAAAGCUUAAACCAAGUAAUGCUUUUUAACAAAUAACACACUAUUACAUUUUCACAUUAUGCAUGCUCAAACUACAGUUUCAGAUGGGAGGUCGGACAGCGUCAGGUUAUGAAAACUGUGCAGAAUGAUUUGCUGUAUUUACUCAGUGAUUGAUGGGGCUGUAGCACUUCAGUCCAGUAGAAAUCUGCAUGGUGCUGUUACUCAUGAAGUGAAGGCUGGUGAGGAUGCUAGUGGCCAAUUUCCAAAGAAGUCUCAUACAAUGCUGCAAGGGGUUCAAAAUUACUUUCACAUCGCAGAAUCCCCCUCUCUUAUAACGGCAAACCUGAAAGGAAGACCCAUUUUAGACAAAAUAUAAGAAUUGAAGUAGAAGAUACAGUGUGUUCGGCUGUGCUGAAAACUAAACCGUUGAUAGAUUUGAUUUUAAUGCAGAUUUGACCUGCUCUUUCGAUUGCAUUAACAAUAAAUUACAUUUUCUUUACCCACUGUCCCUGAUGUUGCAAUUUUGGACAAGCAAAACUUUACUUAACAACACAGGAGGAGGUAGUAUUCUUUGGUGUGAAGCAGAAAGGAUCCAUGCUGUGCAUUGGUAUGGAGAGAGAGAAUGUGCACCAUAUCUGUUCAUAUGGCUAGUUGUUAGAAAUAUGUUGGAGCUGUAUGAUAAUAUGGAACAUGAGCCUAUUAAAUGACAGAUUUCUGAAAUCAUUAACUUAGUGUGGUAUUUGUCCAAGAUGGCUUGAUAAGGUUAUUUGUGGCAUAUAAAGGAGGAAGGUGUUUCAUGGAGGUCUCUAAUUUGGGGUUGAAUUUGUGCUCACUUUUUUUUAUUUUUAUUUUUUAUUAAACUGACCUGAAAAACGAGACUUAGACUUGAUAAUGUUUAGGUCAUGGCCGUAAUUUAAAUACGUUGCCAAACCACAGACUUGGCAAAGCCAGUUUGUUGUCCUAAACCUACUUCACCGGUAUGCAGCCUUGACACCACCAUGUCUAUAGCUUUAGCAUAUUAUCUUUAGUGAGUUGGCCCAAAGUAUCAGAGUUGGGAAUAUGAAUUUAAUGAAUGCCACCUUCGGUUUAUUG